This is a messenger RNA of Grus americana (Whooping crane), 1074 nucleotides long. Its product is annotated as killer cell lectin-like receptor subfamily F member 1. The coding region runs from base 233 to 940 and encodes 235 amino acids. The record is from RefSeq and is a predicted model, not a curated record. The transcript is spliced from 6 exons. Lineage: Eukaryota; Metazoa; Chordata; Aves; Gruiformes; Gruidae.
GAAAGACAGUGGAAGUGAAAAAGAAGAGAAAAAGAGUUCACUUGUCCGUGCAGUUUAUACUGUUAAGUUCCUUUUCAUAGACUGCUACUGCAUGGCUUCAGCUAAAAGCACAAAUGGCCAUCCGCUGUCCCCUUCCUGUUUAUUACACUCAUUUGAAGCAUUUCCCUUAGCCUGGUGUGACACCAACAGUCAAACAGUCUUCAAUAGGAAGAAGUGAUAAAAAGACCUUGAGAUGGAGAAUGAAGAGGGUUACACAGUACUUCAUUUCAAAGGAAGGAAGAAAAACUCCAGUGCAGGACGUCCCUCUCAUUCUUCAGGCUUGCGGUAUUUUGCUGCUUUCUCAGGAUUUCUGAAUGUUGUAUUGCUGGGAGCUGUGAUCACAUUAAUUCAGCAAUGUGGCUUGCUAUCAAGUGAAGUGUGGAAGCCCAGAGAAAAUCUUUCUGAAAGUGACAGUAUCUUUGAGAAAGAUGUUCAUGAAAACAGCUUACUGACUACAUUAAAGGAAAGCUUAUGCAUGCAUACAAAUGACUCCGCAUGUGAACUCUGUCCCACCGGCUGGAAGCUGCAUUAUGGGAGAUGUUAUUUCUACUCAGAAACUCGUGACACCUGGGAGAAUAGUAGAAAGUAUUGCUCAGGAAAAAAAUCUGAGCUCCUGAUUAUAGAGGAUGAUACUGAAAUGGAUUUCUUAAAUAAACUGAAGGAUAAAGACAUUGGCUUUGUUUGGACUGGACUAAGCUUUGAUGAGGAGGAAGGAAGAUGGGUAUGGCUCAAUGAUCCCAAACAUCCAGGGCACAGUUUUACAAUAAAAGGAAGGAAGAAAGAAGAAAAAUGUGCUGCCUAUAAGUUGACAGAAAUGCAUGCCGAUAACUGCCACUCCCUGUACAAGUGGAUUUGCAAGAGGACUGCAGUAUUUCUGGGUAUCUCAGAUAUUGUAAAGUGAAAGCGAAUAGGGUCUUUGAAGGUUUCCACCACUUUCCAGUGGGUAGGAUAUCUGAUGUAAAAUGAAGGGGAAAGUGUUGACCUGAAUUGUGAUGAAUCAGUGCAUUGUGAUUCUAUUUGUGAUUAAAGUCCAGG